Messenger RNA from Ixodes scapularis (black-legged tick), 1640 nucleotides. RefSeq names its product tigger transposable element-derived protein 6-like. The transcript has a single exon. Gene Ontology annotation, molecular function: DNA binding. The record is from RefSeq and is a predicted model, not a curated record. Gene Ontology annotation, cellular component: nucleus. Bases 33 to 1571 code for a protein of 512 amino acids. Lineage: Eukaryota; Metazoa; Arthropoda; Arachnida; Ixodida; Ixodidae.
GCCUAGUGACUGGCGUGUUCGACAGGUUGGACAUGGAGCCCCAGAAGAAAAGAAAAAGGCUUACUUUGGACGAGAAAGCGGCCAUAAUUCGUGCUGUAACAAGGGAACAGACGAAAUGUGACGUGGCUGCAGCACAUGGCAUUCCAGCCAGUACCCUUUCUACAAUAUUGAAGGGGAACGACGACAUCCUCCGCGCCACUUCGUCUGGGAACCUCGCGCACAAAAAAGCACUGAAGACUACCCCCCAUGGCAAGGUGGAAGAGGCCCUUUUCGCAUGGUUUACGGAUGUGCGGGCAAAGAACAUUUCCGUCAGUGGUGACCUGCUGCAACAAAAAGCUCGCUCUUUCGCAUGCCUGCUGGGUGAUGACGAGUUUAAAGCAAGUCCUAGCUGGCUGUCGCGCUUCAAAGAACGGUACAGCAUCGUCGGGAAGGUGCUCAGCGGUCAAGCGAGCUGUGUGAACAUGGCUGUAGUCGGCGACUGGCUGUCAGAAAAUGUGCUCGACAUUCUUGGAAAAUACACUCCCAGCGACGUCUACAAUGCCGACGAGAGCGGCCUCUUUUACCAGAUGCUACCUAAAAAGACUCUCGCGCUGAAGGGCCAGACGUGCCAUGGCGGUAAGCACAGCAAACAGAGGCUCACUCUCUUGCUGUGCGUUAACAUGGACGGCAGCGACAAACGAGACCCCCUUGUUAUCGGCAAGAGCGCAAGGCCGCGAUGCUUUAAGGGCACGAAAAGGCUUCCUGUGAAGUACGUUGCAAACUCACAAGCUUGGAUGUCGCGUGCCAUUUUCACCACAUGGCUCGAAGAAUUUGACAGCGACAUGCGCCGCCAGAAAAGGAACGUCUGCCUGUUGCUGGAUAACUGCACCGCCCACUACGUGCCAGCGGUUGAGCUCACCAACAUGGAGCUCCGGUACUUCCCCCCAAAUGCUACGUCCGUGGUCCAGCCUCUAGACCAAGGGAUUAUUAAUAGCGUUAAGUGCGCAUACAAGCGUCGAGUCGUUGAAAGGGUUCUUCUGAACCUGGACCUGAAGCGCGAUACGAAGAUCGAUGUCUUCAUGGCGGUUGAGAUGGUGGCGGCGGCUUGGAGGGCAACGAGGCAGUCGGUAAUUGUCAACUGCUUCAGGAAUUCUGGCUUCGGUACGCCAGGCCGCGAAACUGCCGAAGCUGCACCGGACUGCGCGGGCGCCGUGCACCAGCACGAAGAUGCCUGGGAGCGCCUUCGCUUAGCGGAUGAAGUGCCGACAGGGAUGAGUUUCUCCAACUACGUAAACGCUGACGCAAACGCCGUCACGACUGAAGUUCUGGAUGACGGGGACAUCUUGAGGCUUGUUGGAAGCGUGGAGGGAGUGGCGGCUGACGAUGUUGACGACGACAGUGAGGUUACCGAAGCUCCCGUGCCGACACCAGGCCAAGUGAUGGAUGCAAUUGACCUGCUGCGGCAGUUUGCUGGAGCACACGAGGGAACCGAAGAUGCGCUGGAUGCACUUCAGGCCUACGAGAAGUCAGUCCGGCCGCUGCUCACAAAGCGCACGCAAGCAAAGAUAACCGACUUCCUUGCUGGAAAAUAAACGUGUAGUCCCCUGUGGCCCUCUUCGUUGAGGUAACAAUUCUCGUUCUCUUUCUUUACAUGCUAGCGA